Capsella rubella is the source of this 1218-nucleotide messenger RNA. RefSeq names its product putative F-box only protein 15. The record is from RefSeq and is a predicted model, not a curated record. NCBI's taxonomy places the organism in Eukaryota, Viridiplantae, Streptophyta, Magnoliopsida, Brassicales, Brassicaceae. The transcript is spliced from 2 exons. Gene Ontology annotation, molecular function: protein binding. The coding region runs from base 1 to 1218 and encodes 405 amino acids.
AUGAGUUUAAAAGAGAGAUUCACAAUUUUAGUCACGUUUCAGUCUUCCUUAUUCGCGCUUAAAAUCUUUUCACAGCGAGCAUUCAUGGUCCUGCCAUUUGAGUUAAUCGAAGAGAUUCUUCACAGGACUCCGGCUGAAUCUUUGAUCCGAUUCAAAACGGCGUGCAAGAGAUGGUACAAUCUCAUCAGCAGAGACAAGAAGUUCAUGUACAAUCACUUAGAUAAGUCUCCGGAACGGUUUCUGAGAAUCGAUGGUUGUGAGAUGGUUCAGAUCAUGGAUCCGGCGACAGGGAUUUCCUCGGUUACGCCAAUCCCACACGUGUUUCGCGACACGUAUUCGAUUAUUUCUAUGGUUCACUGUGAUGGUCUGAUGUUGUGCAUUUGUCGAGGACAUAGGGCUAACGCCUGUCUUGCAGUUUGGAAUCCUGUUUUGAGGAAGUUCAAAUGGGUCAAACCCUCUGUUCGUUGCUGGAAUAGUGAUUACUUCGGGAUCGGAUACGACAAUGCAUCUCGUGACAAGUACAAGAUCUUGAGGUUUUGGGGUCCUCUGUCCCAUCCUAAUGAUGAUAAAUCAGAUCCAAAGUUUGAGAUCAAAGAAUCCAAUUCUGAUUCGUGGAGAGUUCUUCUUGGUGCUGAGUUUGAUGGGGAAGUAGAUUUGGAUUGCAGAGGUGUGUCCGUGAAGGGUAAUAUGUAUUGGACUGCUGAAAACAAUAACAAAGACGGCUUCAUUCUAAGUUUCGACUUCUCCAUGGAAACAUUCAAGGACUUGUGCCUUUGUCCACCUGAAUCUUCCGUUACUCGAAAAUUAGCCUGUUUCGAUGGAGAUAGACUGUCUUUGUUACAGCAGCAUUAUGAAGAAGAAUCACCGGAGAUUGAGGUGUGGGUGACAAACAAGUUGAGCGACGUAGUUGUUUCGUUUCACAGAUAUUUAAGUGUCACUAAACCUGGUGCUGCAGCGUUAUGUUUCAAUAUGGCUAUUACGGGAUAUUCCGUUGGCAAGCACAGAAAUAUCAUGGCUUGGUGCGAGGGAGUUGAUCACAAAGAAGAUGAUGGGAGGAAUGUUUGCAUCAAGUUUUACGAAAUUGAUGAAGGUAGGAUCACAAAACAAAUUGUGACAGGAAGAUAUCGACAGAUUAUCUACCGUGGAUCGUUGAAUACUCGUAGCUAUGUGUAUGUUCCAAGUCUAGUUUCGAUUCCUGGCCAGAGGAAUAAGAGGUAG